UCGGAAUUAACAAUCACACUUCUCGAAAAAAAUCUCAAAAUAUGCUAGGGCCAAUUACUAUAAAAUAAGUACUGAAACGUUAAACAUAACCAAUCUUAAAAAGUUCGAAAAAACAUUUUGUAAACAUUACCCAAAAAGAUAUGGAGCAAAUUUGAAUAAUAUAGUAUAAUAAAGGAUUAUUGUUCAUGAUUUGAAAUUAUAUGGAAAAUACUAAGUAAUAUUCGAUGUGAUGGCGACACCAAUAGAAGUUCAUGGUCUCAAUCUAGAAACUCUUGAUGAGGAAAACCCGAUUCCAGUUAGAAUUCCAGUUAGAAUUAGACGUAAUUCUCCUAUAAUAGAAGUACAACAACCAAUUGUACUUUUAAAUGAUAUUCAGUUAGCUUCUGAAAUAAUUGUUGAAGCUACUGCAAAUGACGAUGAUGCAGUUUCUAUUGUUUCUAAUAGCUCUAAUAGUUCAAAUGAAGAUACAAUUAGUAGAGGAGUUACACCAUUUCCUGAAGAAAUUGGAAAAGAGGAAACUAAUGGAAAUGACGAGAAUGAGGAUAAUGAUGGAGAAUCAAAUUCAAAAAAACGCUCUAGAAGUCAAUAUGAAAAUGAGGAUGGACAGAUUUGUCCUAUUUGUUUAGAUAAUUGGACAAACUCAGGAGAGCAUCGAAUAUGCUGUUUAAAAUGUGGACAUUUGUUUGGACAUAGUUGUAUUAUAAGGUGGUUACAAUCACAAACCAAGAAAUCAUGUCCAACUUGUAAAAAAAAAGUAGUGAAAUCAGACAUCAGAUUUCUUUAUACCAAAAAAUUAAUUGCUGUAGAUAAUUCUGAAUUACAAGAAAUGAAAGCAAAAUUAGAUUGUGUUAUCAAUGAGAGAAAUAAUAUACAAUUAGAAAUGAGCAAAUAUAUAUGCCGAGAACAUGCUCUAAACCAAGAAAUCAAUUACCUGAAAUCUCAACUUCAAAUGUACAAGCAAAAUCCCCAUUUAUUUUCUGCUUGCAGUAAUAUUGACACCAAAUCUAUAAAAAAUGUAAUAAAAUUAUACAUGGACAAAUCCUUAGAAGUAUGCUCAGCAGGAGCUUGUCGAGUUUUUGAUGUGAAUCCUAAUUUAGAUUUAAUUAUGGUUAAUGCAAAAUCACCCAAUGUUUUGUUUUCAGGAUUUGGUUUGAAAAAAAUUUGCAUUUCGCAAUAUAGAACGCUGGCAUUUUUACCUCUACAUUCUGCUCAAAUAAGAGACGUUUCUUUUCAGAAUACAAAUAUUUUAUCAGUUUCUACUGACAAAAUCAUAAAGAUAACAGAUUCUCCUAAUAAUUCAAAUGUCUUCACAUUCAGCCAAACUUUACCUUUAUGGUCUUGCUGUUGGGAUUCCUUCAAUACUAAUUACUUUUACAUUGGAACACAAAUGGGUGCUGUACAUAAGUAUGAUUGGAGAUUGUUACAUAAUCCAGUAAAUAUACUCGAGGUUCCUGGUGAUAUGUCCCCUGUAGUUAGUGUUGCUCAUGUUCCUAACGACCCUAGUAGCUCAUCUCAAGACGGUAUUAUUUCUUGUAAAUUAAAUUCAUUGUGGUUUUUUGAAAAAACCCCUAAUGAUUAUGUAGGGCAUCCUUUAGGAAUUGAUGGGCCCUUCUAUGCUAUGAGAUUUGAUAAAGCUUCAAAACAGAUCUUAGUAUCUUCUAGACCUAAUCUCAGGAAUCCUAAUUCAAGACACACUCUAACAACCUUGAAUAAAAUUGGUGAAAAAAUUUCUUCGAAUUCAACUCAUACUUUCGAAAAUCCAGGUAUUCAAAGACAUUUGUCAAGAUCCUGUUUCAUAAAAAGAAAUUCCGAAGAAUAUGUAGCUGUGCAUGAGGAAUCAAGUAAGCUAGUUACUUUAUGGAAUUUGAACAAUGGAAGGAAAUCGACAUCAGUUACUGCUCAUGAUCCCGUACUAGAUUUAAAUUAUAUUGUGAAUAAUGGUAAUGAUCUUUUGAUUGGUCUUACAGAUAAGAAAAUGUUGUUUUAUAAGUUUUCAUAAGGAUGAUUAUUGUAUUUGCUAUUGUAAUUUUUUUAUAUUAUUGUAAUAAAUGCCAUUUAAGAGUU
This is a messenger RNA of Harmonia axyridis, 2064 nucleotides long. RefSeq names its product E3 ubiquitin-protein ligase RFWD3-like. Gene Ontology annotation, biological process: protein ubiquitination; interstrand cross-link repair. Bases 230 to 1999 code for a protein of 589 amino acids. Gene Ontology annotation, cellular component: nucleus. Gene Ontology annotation, molecular function: ubiquitin protein ligase activity; protein binding. The record is from RefSeq and is a predicted model, not a curated record. NCBI's taxonomy places the organism in Eukaryota, Metazoa, Arthropoda, Insecta, Coleoptera, Coccinellidae. The transcript has 2 exons.